UCCGGCCUCGGGUUGGCGCCGGGUGCGGGGCCGGCGUGUCCCCACGCACAUCCACGCGCGCGCUCCCUUCUUCCCGCUCGCUCCCUCCCUCCCAUGCAGACCCGCGCGCGGCGGGCAGGCAGGCAAAGAUGGCAAUGUCUGUGAUCCAAGCGUGCCGCAGUCUAGCUCUCUCAACAUGGCUGCUUUCCUUUUGUUUCGUGCAUCUGCUGUGCUUGGAUUUCACUGUGGCCGAGAAAGAGGAGUGGUACACGGCCUUCGUGAACAUCACCUACCCCGAGCCCGGCGGCGGCGAGCUGCGCAGCGAGAAGAGCGAGUGUGGCCGCUACGGAGAACACUCGCCCAAGCAGGAUGCCCGGGGGCAGGUGGUGAUGACCUCCUCGGCCGCCGACCGGCAAGCCUGCGACCCCAACGCCAGAUUCGCCGCGCCGGGGCCCGGCAAGAGCUGGAUCGCGCUCAUCCCCAAAGGCAACUGCACCUUCAAGGAUAAGAUCCGUCACGCCGCCUCCCAGAACGCCUCGGCCGUGGUCAUUUACAACGUGGGCUCCAGCAACGCCAACGAGACCAUCACCAUGCCCCAUGCAGGUGCAGAGGAUGUUGUAGCAAUAAUGAUCCCUGAGCCAAAGGGAAAAGAGAUAGUUAGCUUGCUAGAGCGGAAUGUUACUGUGAUGAUGUACAUCACCAUUGGAACCCGUAACCUGCAGAAGUAUGUCAGCCGUACAUCAGUGGUAUUUGUCUCCAUCUCCUUCAUUGUGCUGAUGAUCAUUUCCCUGGCGUGGCUGGUCUUCUACUAUAUUCAGAGAUUCCGAUAUGCAAAUGCCAGGGACAGAAACCAGCGCCGUCUUGGAGAUGCUGCAAAGAAAGCAAUCAGCAAGCUGCAGGUCAGAACAAUAAGAAAGGGUGAUAAGGAAACAGAAUCUGAUUUUGAUAACUGUGCAGUUUGUAUUGAAGGUUACAAACCAAAUGAUGUGGUCAGAAUCUUGCCUUGCCGGCAUCUCUUUCACAAAUCUUGUGUAGAUCCAUGGCUGCUAGACCAUCGUACCUGCCCUAUGUGUAAAAUGAACAUCUUGAAAGCACUAGGGAUUCCGCCAAAUGCAGAUUGCAUAGAUGAAAUACCUCCAGAUUUUGAAGCAUCUAUAGGAGGGCCACCAACCAAUCAAAUUACCGGAGCUAGCGAUAUAACUGUGAAUGAAAGCUCUGUAGUGCUAGAUCCUCCAGUCCGAACUGUUGGAGUAUUACAAGUCAUCCAGGAUGCAGAUCCUCUUCCACAGCCUGGGGAGAGCAACCUCACCACAAGCAGUGAGCAAGAGCCAGCAGUCAGUAGUGAUUCUGAUAUUUCAUUAAUUAUGGCAAUGGAGGUUGGACUCUCUGAUGUAGAGCUUUCCACUGACCAAGACUGUGAAGAGGUGAAAUCUUGAGAAGAGAACCAAAAGACAUGCAUACCCCUCCAUUAAACUGAAGCAGGGAGGGGGACAAACAAUCUGCUCUGUAAAGAUUUGAACCAGCUGUGCACCACACACAUACACACAUACUUGUACACACAUGUGCUCACCCUUCACACAUCCCCAGAAUGUUUUGUGAACUUCAAUGCACUCAUUAUGGGAUGGUCAUGAAAAGCAAUAGCAACAGACAUGUCUGCCUGGAUGCAGCUUCAUCAACUGUGUAUGUCCAUUUCAUUCACAUUGGAAGGAGAAAGCAAACCGUUUCCGUCCAAUGCACCAGAGCAGUCAUGCAUAUUUAACUAUGAAACUGAAAUGACAGUUUAUGUAUUUUCUACUUCAGUCCUUUUUUUAAAAAAAGAGAAAAAAAUAACAAAGCAGAACAUCCCAAUGUGAUUAUUUUCAUUAUGGAUGGAUUUUGUUUUUCUUCCUCUUAAUGAUCCCAUCAUUUUUGAGAGUUCAGCUCAGAAGUUUUGAGUGUGAACGGUCUGAAAGCCUAAAUUCUUCUGCAUGAAGUAAGCAUGGCUGUGGGAAGCAAUUUUUUUUUUCAGAGCCAAAUUCUUCCCAAAGCCUGAUUUCAAUAGGAUAUUAGUAUGGAGGCUGGAUUCAGGGAGGUUGAUAACUUGACACUAAGUAAUGUUGGCUCUCACAUAGAUUUUUGUGACUUUCAGGUAUGGUACCAAGUGAGACAGGUUAACAGUAGUAAUAAUGGGAUUAAAGGUCAGUGUUUUCUUUCAAGUCUUUUGUAUUUUCUACUGUUUCAGACCUCUCAUACCUUAAUGGCCUUCUCUCUCUUUCUUUGUAAAGUGGGUCUCAUUUCAAAUCAGGUACUUCUCUUACAUUUAUUUUGACCUGCAAAGUGAUAAUAAUGGCGAUUUGAGAGUCUGAGGGGCUGAUGUAAAAGGAAACAAAUGUUCAAAGUAGGAAGAAAAGGCUCUGAGGGGGAUUGUGCAUAAUAGGAAAGUUACAAAUGUGUAGAGAAUAUUUUCUCACAAACAUGCUUUGAAAAUUACUUCAUUUUACAAGAUGUUACACCCUCUCACAUGCCAUUCACAUGCCCAGCUUCACAGGUCCUGAAGUCCCUUCAGUUAGUAUGAAAGAAAAGAUUGCCCUCACCAUGCCUUGUCAUGCAUUUAUGCAGUUAUGUACUGAUAACAGUGGGUAAAAGACCAACAAUCCAGCUGAGGUAGAGGAUUUCUGGUUGUGAUGCCAGAAGACUGAAACUACAAGAAUGAAAAUACCUUAAUGUGUAUUCUUUAAGAAUGGGUUAAGUAUAGCCAUCCCCACAAUGAGCUCAUUCACAGAUGUCAUACACCAUGGAGGACAGGCUUAAAGACACUCUAACUUGUGUGUGAGAAAAUAUUCUCUAGUAGUGGCUUCCAGAUUUGUAGUACAGAACAUUUUCCGGAGUUGGCUUUAACAUUCAUGUGAACCAAGGAUAGCUCUGACUCUGCUGGUGAGAUGAAAUGAAGUUAGAGCCUUGUGAAAUAGAAUGGUGAAGUCAUAAUAUAAAACUGAAUCUUUCAGGUGUGAAUUUGCUGGCAGAUUUUUCUUCUUCUGAAUACUAAAAUAUUCAGCAAGGGUUUCACUAAACAUUAGAAUGGUAAUCAUUCUAAAUUAUGCUGCAGCUAUUUAUUUAUAGGCAACUUUACAUUUCAGUCAAAAACAAUCAUGUGUAAAGGAAGAAUUUUCAGUUUUCUGCAUUAAAAGGGCAGGCCAUUACACUACCAACAACAGUGAUGUGAAAUGCAGUAGGUUAGUACUAAGUACACUUAGCACAGCAGGUUGUGCUAAAACUUCAUUGGAAGCAAAACUCUCACUAUAUUAUAGCAGCAUUCUAGGCACCUGAGAACCUGAAGUUACCUUCCUAAACCCUGCAAUUAACUGCAUUCAGCUAUUCCUGCAUUUCUGUCUUUCAGUGGGGCUUGAAAUGAAGCAUUAUGUUGAAAGAUCAGGCUGCCCCCAUCUCCUUGCAGGGAGAAGAGAAUUUGGGCUUUCAGAAAAGGCUGUAAAUGUCUUCUUACUCUGAUGUAGUCCUACUGAAAUUGGUGGUAGCCAGAAUAAAUAUUAUGAAAACAA
Molecule: messenger RNA, 3515 nt
Organism: Heteronotia binoei (common prickly gecko)
Lineage: Eukaryota; Metazoa; Chordata; Lepidosauria; Squamata; Gekkonidae
Gene: RNF150
Product: ring finger protein 150
Exons: 7
Coding region: 129-1415 (428 amino acids)
Source: RefSeq, a predicted model, not a curated record